Molecule: messenger RNA, 2045 nt
Organism: Nematostella vectensis (starlet sea anemone)
Lineage: Eukaryota; Metazoa; Cnidaria; Anthozoa; Actiniaria; Edwardsiidae
Product: contactin-5
Exons: 4
Coding region: 260-1366 (368 amino acids)
Source: RefSeq, a predicted model, not a curated record
CUAUCGCGAUGCGGGAUAUCUGUGUGCGUUACGUGUUCACCCUUAUCCCCUCCUAAAAUAUACUGCAGUUUCAGGUUCCCAAACAUAAUUUCUAGUUCAUCGUUCUUUGACCCUUUCUGACGUAUAUCGUUUGUAAAGGCUACUAAAACUGAUAUUCACAAGCUUUCAAAAUAAUUUGUUGCUUGAGUCCUACUAAGUUUUCAACUCCCCCAAAGGCUAUUGAGAAGGAAUAAUUUCGGAGAGUUUUCGAGUGACGACUAUGGCAUUAUCUCGAGGUCUGGUAGUGUUUGUUGUGGCUGUUCUCGGUCUUAUGUUUUGUAUCCCAGGGGCAUGUGCCAAAUUCAAGUUUCUUGUGAAACACAAGGGGUUUUACUCGGCAGCCUUUGGAAGAAACUACAAAAUACCUUGUGGAACCACUGACGAUCGAGCUGACAUUAGACUGUAUUACAAAGUAAAUCCUGUAAAACGGCAGUGGACUGAAAAAUCACCUACACCCAAGAAGUUACUAAAGGCUGGGGCUGACUAUACAAUUGUCUCAUUUUCUAUGAAGGACUUCGGUCUGUAUCAAUGUCGAGCAACAAAUGUCAAGGGGCAAGAGAUUCAAAGUCGCGAAUUCUUCCUAAUAGGGUAUGUUGCAGCCAUACCUGAUGUUAAAAUCAAGCCAAGACAUGCCGUUGCAUUAUCCAUCGGAGAGAGUACGAACUACACGUGUACUUCUGCCCAAAACGCAAACCUCAAAUGGGUGAGGCACUCUGUUUCUGGCAUUGAUGCUGAAAUACCCUCCAAUCAGAUUACCACUGUGAACAAUAAAAAGAAAAAGAGUGUAAUUUUGAUGAUCAAGAAUGCCAACCUCAGUGAUUCUGGAUUUUACAAGUGUUUACUAACGUUUAAUGGCCAGAAUAACUACAAGCUGGUCUCAGUUAAAGUCUAUGACAGCAAUAUACCAACAAUUACUGCCAGCUCUGGUCAUGUGACAGCCCGAACGAGCUCCAAAAAGAAGCUCUUUUGCAAGGCACAGGCCUACCCUGACAUCCAGGACUUCAAAUGGUACAAGAAUGGAAUAGAGAUUACCAUACCUUAUUGCCGUGUCAGUCCAUUUAUCCCAGGGAAGUGCAAGAGCGCCAAGUACAUCAUGUCCAUCCAAAAGGCUGUGGUAACAAAGAGCAAGGCACAGCUGGUAAUACGAGGAGUGGAGGGAGCAGAUGCUGGGGAAUACAAAUGCGUCGCUAUUAACAGCCAGGGGCAAGGCUCCGCUACCAUCAGUCUGCAUGUCAAAGAGAAGAGAAGUUCCAAGAAAAAUGACGGUCCCAAGAAAAAGCGCAAUUCCAAGAAAACAGGUGGUUCCGCUAAACGUUCAACUGGCUAAUGACCAUAAAUGGAAGAAGCGAGGAGCAUCCCGCCGAAUAUUGCUGUCAUGAAUGCGUGCAUGUGUCAAUCAAUCAAUUAUUAUUAAUCAAUCAAUCAUGUAUCAAUCAAUCAAUUAUUAUUAAUCAAUCAAUCAUGUGUCAAUCAAUCAAUUAUUAUUAAUCAAUCAAUCAUGCAUCAAUCGAUCAAUUAUUGUAGCGUAUAACGGAAGGCUACGUUAGCAAGGUUUUUAUUUCUAUAGGCUCAGACCAAAAUAUGUAUCUCUAAUGACCAUAUACGAAAGAAGCGAGGAACAUCCCGCCGAUAUUGCCGUCAUACAUGCGUGCAUGUGUCAGUCAAUCAAUUAUUGUAGCGUAUAACGUUACCAAGGUUUUUAUUUCUCUAGGCUGCUCAGACCAAAAUAUGUAUCACCAAAGCUUGUUUAUUUCUAUACCCCCCUCCCUUCCCCCCGAGGACAAACAUAUUCUAAAUAAUUUAUAUCUACAGCGAAAGCUUGCAACUAUUGAUUUGAGAAGCUCCAUAUCCCCAGGACUCAUGGCGUCGUGGAUACAACGCAAAAAUGCCCUCUGGUGUCAGAGAGAGCCUUAGACAGAGAAACAAAAACCUAUAGUACUAUAAAAAGAUGAGUUCCCUCAAGAUUAAAUUUGUAACUGAAAUAAAAUAGACCAGUAUUAAUCAGA